Molecule: messenger RNA, 1713 nt
Organism: Triticum aestivum (bread wheat)
Lineage: Eukaryota; Viridiplantae; Streptophyta; Magnoliopsida; Poales; Poaceae
Exons: 2
Coding region: 420-1277 (285 amino acids)
Source: RefSeq, a predicted model, not a curated record
GGCGCCGCUACGUAGCAGCGUCCACACGAAUACUUUUCUCCUUCUAAAAAAACACCAGCCAUAUAUUCCUGGGUCUUGGGCGGCCGCUCUCCGUCGCGCUAACUCCGCCGCCGCCGCAGUGCUGCCAGUCAUCUUCCCUUCGAAGGACUGAUUCUGGCGCGCCGGUGUGACGGAGAGGCGAGGCGGCGCAGGGCAGGGUGUGGAUUGAAUCUGGCGCCAUCGUCCGUCCCCGAUUCGCCCUCACCGCAGGCAGGGCAGGGCGGCAGGGCCAUCAUAUAAUAAAUUCAAGGCUCGAUCUUUCUGCCGAAACUCUUCAAGGACGCUUGAUUGGUGAACACAGAGGCAGAGCUGCAGCAGGAGGAGGAUUAGAUAGAUUACUCUGUUAUUACUAUUAGGUCUUCUGUCAAAUCGCAGUGGGGAUGUCUAAUAAGCGCCGGGGAUAUGCCGGCGACGGCGGUGAAAAGAGGUCGCGGCGGAUCAAGCAUCUGUACCUCGUGUUGGAUGACUGGACCAAGGGGUACAGCAUCCACAAGAUCCAAGCCGACAGCUUCGACUCUGACUCUGAUGACCAGCACAGCGGCGCUGCCCGGCACCUCCCGGAGCCUCCGACCCUGCGGUUAGAGUGCCCGGUUGGCACUGUACCCCAUCCCGGCAUGUCGUUCUCUGCCUUGGGCACCAAGAUCUUCACCUUCAUGAACCAGCGAUGCAGCCUCAUCUACGACACCAAGACGGCCGCAAUGACGAUUGGCGCCCAUGCCCCUGCUGACAUGGUCUGUGGCUUCGGCAUCACCGUGGUCGUUGAUGAGAUGCUCUAUGCAUUAUCUUACCACUUCCGCGUGAAACAACACUCCUUUGGGGUCAUGUCAUGGGGGUCCACCGCGCCGGAUGCGCUGCAACAACCAACCGAGGGCUGGUCCUGGAAGACUCUGCCGCCACCACCGCCAACGUUCCACCGCCGAGUCAACUCCUAUGCACUACACCCGGAUGGAUGCACCAUCUUUAUGUCCACAGCUAACUUCAUGACGGCACCUAGCAAAGGUUGCAUGGGCACCUACUCAUUCAACACCAAGGAUUCUGUGUGGAGAUGGCAUGGGGAGUGGGCCUUGCCAUUCAGCGGCCAAGCACACUUGGACAGGGAGCUCAACGCUUGGGUUGGCCUUGGGUGGGAUGGCUACAUCUCUGCUUGCCAAGUUGCCUCCCCCAGCUGCCACAGCACGACUCCAACACAAGAUUGGGUGGGAUUGGCAGCAACCUCGAUGAGUACGUUGAGAGGUUGAAAAUGCAGGCUUCAACACAAGAGCUCAAUUUCAAUUUUGGGGGGAAGCUUGGUGUGGAACACGCCUCAUAUUUGGUGGAAAGAGCCGAUCCGAUGAUGGGAAGUGCUGAAGUGAAGUGUGAAUUGAAGAAAAUGGGCACGCAACUAAAGCAGCUGAUCGAUUUGAAGCAGCAAGCAAAUAUGAUGGCUGGAGCAUUUGAUUGAUGUGUCAUUGCUAUGGGUUUCUUUUACUUGAUGUUCAUCAAUCGCUAGAAAUUUUUACAGUUUCAGUUUGUGUUUCAAGCUAGUUUCAGAGUCAAGGGUCCCUAGUUUCAGUUACUGUGUCUAGCUAGUAGUUUCAGUAAGUCAGGGAUCAUUUGUUAGCUGAAUGUGAAUUUGUGUGAAGCAAAUCCUGAAUUCUGGUAAUGAUAUUCAGACCCAAUGAUAUUCUCAGUUAA